AUGAAACCCAGCCAGCAAUGGAGUUGGCAGGUAUGGAAGCUAUACAAACGUGGAGCGCUGAGACAACAAUUCGACAUCGAUGAAGCAGCGCUUGCGAACUUCGCCCAAGACUUCGAGCAUACUGUGACCAAGCGACUCGCAAACGGUCGAAGUAAACUGAGGUCAAACCUCUCCGUCCAAGAACUCUUGAAAGCGGUAGAAUACAACACGCAGACCAACCCGAAGGCCAGACAAUAUAAAUCCCAGAUCGAAGAAGCCGAGGCCCGUCUCAACAUCACUUUGCCCUCCGACUACAAAGCUUUCCUCCGCUUCAGCAACGGCUUUGGUUCCGCAUGGGGUCACCCACUAGGCGACUUCCAAACACCCCCCACUCUCGACAAACUACGCUGGCUCGACCCCACUGAAGAAGACUACUUCACUGAUCUCUCGCUCGACCUACCAACCCGAUGGGAUAAAUGGCCAUUCGCCCCACCUCCAACAGCCAAGGCCUAUGCCUGCGACGACGUUUCGGAGCAUUUUCUCAUUGGUCGUGCCUUGGAGAUUGGUACACAGGAGAUUGAUAAUACGUGGCUCCUCCCGCCUUCCACCAUCAUGCCGAUAAAGCAGGCUGUGAAGAAGAUGCUGGACGACGGGAGCUUAGGUGAACGCGAAAGAAUAGUGUGA
Alternaria rosae is the source of this 663-nucleotide messenger RNA. RefSeq lists its product as uncharacterized. The record is from RefSeq and is a predicted model, not a curated record. NCBI's taxonomy places the organism in Eukaryota, Fungi, Ascomycota, Dothideomycetes, Pleosporales, Pleosporaceae. The transcript has 2 exons. Bases 1 to 663 code for a protein of 220 amino acids.